Corticium candelabrum is the source of this 462-nucleotide messenger RNA. RefSeq lists its product as uncharacterized. The transcript has 3 exons. Bases 1 to 462 code for a protein of 153 amino acids. Lineage: Eukaryota; Metazoa; Porifera; Homoscleromorpha; Homosclerophorida; Plakinidae. The record is from RefSeq and is a predicted model, not a curated record.
AUGAUUGAAAUAAAUCUUGGCGAGUCAUUGAGCUCUGAUGAGAAACAACAAUUGGAGAACCUUCUAAAACGUCGUCAGGACGUGUUUGCAUAUCCAGGCAAUGAAGGGUAUUCAGUGGAUGUUGCACAAAUGCUUCCGGUCAUCUAUAAUGCUAAGAAAUGCCAAUUUGCUACAACUCAGGCAAUAUUCUGUGGAUUUCAUAUCAGUGUGGAAGGAAUGAAUCUUGAAUUAGGGAAGGAGGUAAAGGUUUUCUUGGGCAUCACUGGCUUUUAUCAUCGAUUUAUUCCACGGUAUGCUACAGUUGCAGCACUUUUGACGUCUAUGUUAGCUGGAGAACAGAGAUGUCAGUGGUCAACUCAGUGUCAAAAUGCUUUCAAUAUUUUGAAGCGGAAACUGUCUACAGCACCGAUCUUGGCUUAUCCUGUGGCGGAUAAACCAUUUGUUUUGGCUUGUUGGGAUUAG